GGUCGUUGGGACGCAUGCGCUUGGACCGAAAGCAGUCGGUCUGGAAAGCCCACAGCAAACGGAUGUAAUCAAAGCAAAGAUUUACCUCUUAUCUAGCAUACAUGGUGAAAUUGCCGAUGGGAUCGGAGCGGAAGGAGACGGAGCAUCGGCAGCCAGAGGCAGAGGAGGCGGCAUGGUCGCGACCCGCCGCGAGAGAGCGCGCCCCCAACGCCUGCUGCUUCUGCUGGUGCUGCUGCUGCAGCUGCUCCUGUCUCACUGUGCGGAAUGGAGAUGGUGGAGAGGGAGAGCCCAGCAACAUCAAGAUAGAGGGGGCAGGAAACUGCGAAGACAGCACUGAUCUCACCGUGGAGGAGGUGUGUUCCUGGGGGCAGUCCUUUGACCGGAUGAUGAGCUGCCCCACUGGGAGGGAGGCCUUCCGCAGCUUCCUCAGGACGGAGUUCAGUGAGGAGAACAUGCUCUUCUGGCUGGCCUGUGAGGACCUCAAGAAGGAGACUAGGGAGGGUGCCAUCAAGGAGAAAGUCCGGACCAUAUAUGAAGACUACAUCUCUAUUCUUUCACCCAAAGAGGUCAGCCUGGACUCCCGGGUCCGAGAAGUGAUCAACCGGAACAUGCUGGAGCCCUCGUCCUGCACAUUCGACGACGCCCAGUUUCAGAUCUACACCCUGAUGCAACGGGACUCGUACCCACGCUACAUGGCCUCACCGGCCUACGCUGACCUCCUUCAGAGGCUUGUGGAGAAGGAGCCCAAAUCGUAGGCCCCGCCUUCUCUCACUGGCUGUUCUCCCUAACUCUCUCGGAGUAGAAUGACAGAAAGGGCCCAUGUGUCCAUGCAGGGAAAUUUUCCCGCCAAAACAUUGGCUUGAGUUGAAAGGGUGAUUCCCGACCUGGAUAUUCCUGCACCAUGACCACAGGCUGCGUUGCAUCCCAAGUACGAGCUGUUUUGGAUUUACACGGAAAGAUGAUCCGGACAAAAACAAACCUCUUUUUUAAUCUGUUUUUGUUCCACGUUACGUAAUUUUUUGUUAUGGAUCGAAGUGAGAAAGGGGUUCUUAUAAUUGUGAAAAGUGAACUUGUAGGUUGUGUCUUCGGUGCUUUUGUUCUUACGGUGUUUAGAAAAGGGAAUUUUGACAUGGUCUUUAAUGUCUGUGAGCCGAAUGGGAAGAAUCAGUCCAACAAGGCAACGCUCUCGGAAGAUACCGGAAUGUGGCCCGAAAGGCAUAUUUAUAAGAUAUCAGAUCUUUCUUGUGUGACUUGCAUUUCUCCUUGACUCCAUGAUAGAUGUGACAACACCACCCAGAAUGAAGUGAUUUCCAUUUUUUCCAAAUAUUUAUAUUUUUAAAAGAAUAGUGGACUUUGAAUGCCCAUUUAUAUUACAUUUGACUAUGAACCAUUCCACUUAUUGUCCGUUCAGUUCAGGGAUCAAGCAUAAUAAUAAUAAUAAUAAUAAUAAUAAUAAUAAAGAAAUAUUAUAUUGUAUUUUAUUAUAGUAAAAUCCCGUUAUAACGGACUUCAAGGGACCUGGCAAAACAGUCUAUUAUAUCCAAAGUCCGUUAUAUCCAGAGUUGCUGUAUGGCCAGAACACAACUACAGGACGCCAUUUACUCACGCCACACCCCAGCAGACACACGUGUGGUACAUAUUAUUAUAUUGUACAUGUAGUAAUCCAUCUUUACCUGAGCAGAUGCGUGACUAUUAAUAAUCCUGACUACGUAUCUGCGCUGGAUAUCACCGUUAUACCCGAAUAAAACUACAGCUAAAAAGCAGCUCUGAGGACCAAAUUGUUUGUCCGUUAUUUGAAGUUUCCUCUAUAAUGGGAUUUUACUGUAUAUUAUAUUAUAUCCAUCCAUCCAUCCAUUUUCCAAACUGCUUAUCCUAUUGGGUCGCGGGGGGUCCGGAGCCCAUCCCGGAAUCAAUGGGCACGAGGCAGGGAACAACCCAGGAUGGGGGGCCAGCCCAUCGCAGGGCACACUCACACACCAUUCACUCACACAUGCACACCUACGGGCAAUUCAGCAACUCCAAUUAGCCUCAGCAUGUUUUUGGACCGUGGGGGGAAACCGGAGUACCCGGAGGAAACCCCACGACGACACGGGGAGAACAUGCAAACUCCGCACACAUGUGACCCAGGCGGAGACUCGAACCCGGGUCCCAGAGGUGUGAGGCGACAGUGCUAACCACUGCACCACCAUGCCGCCCCCUAUUAUAUUAUAUGAUAAUUGCAUAUAUUCCUUCAUGAUUCAGAGCAAAUUCGUCCUAUCUCGAAGCGUUGUUUCUGGGCGCAGUUGACACUUAAAUGAAUGUGUUUGUAUCAAUGAAAAGAGAAAGGCCAUAUAUUUUAGUUACCCUUUACCUAGCUAUGAAUUACUCUGCUGGGCGGCCCUUUCCUUUAUUCUGACUUUUUUCCCCACGGAGAGCUACACCGGGCACGUGCCUUUUUAUUCGCUAUGAACCGUCUGCAUCUACACGGCCUUUGAAUGUGUUUUUUUUUCUUGCAACAAGAAAACCGAGGUGGUCCUCCGGUGCUUACAUUCUUCUUAACAUGUGCAAUCGGAAAUAUAGGGGGAAGAGAGUUUCAUUGUUAUUGAUAUAAAUGUAUUUAAAAUCAAAAUGAAUUUAUCAUUUGUAUUGAAGCUGUAUGUGUUUAUAAUAUUUAAUUUAUAUUUUACAUAGAA
Brienomyrus brachyistius is the source of this 2672-nucleotide messenger RNA. RefSeq names its product regulator of G-protein signaling 20-like. Bases 102 to 755 code for a protein of 217 amino acids. The transcript has 5 exons. The record is from RefSeq and is a predicted model, not a curated record. NCBI's taxonomy places the organism in Eukaryota, Metazoa, Chordata, Actinopteri, Osteoglossiformes, Mormyridae.